This is a messenger RNA of Haliaeetus leucocephalus (bald eagle), 957 nucleotides long. RefSeq names its product translational activator of cytochrome c oxidase 1. The transcript has 4 exons. Bases 93 to 776 code for a protein of 227 amino acids. Lineage: Eukaryota; Metazoa; Chordata; Aves; Accipitriformes; Accipitridae. The record is from RefSeq and is a predicted model, not a curated record. Gene Ontology annotation, cellular component: mitochondrion.
GGAAUGUUUUGGCUGCUCAACGCUUGAGUCCGUUGGGGAACGUUGGGGGUCCAAGAGUUGGGGGGUCGUCCCACGUCAGCCACCCAAUCCCCAUGGCAGCCGUGGGUGCCCUGGCACUAGCCCGAUGGCCUCGGUUGGUAGCCACCGGCCGCCCCUUUCACCUUGGGUCGCCGCCGUCCUGUGCCGGCCACAAUCGUUGGUCCAAGGUGAAGAACGUCAAGGGUCCGCGCGACGCCGCCCGCAGUCGCCUCUUCCAACGUCUCAGCCUCAUGCUGCGUAUCGCCGCUCGCGAGGGGGGUCCAGACCCAGCGCUCAAUGCCCAGCUGGCCAACGUGGUGGAGCAGUGCCGGGCGAAGAACAUGCCCAAGGCUUCCAUCGAGGCGGCCAUCCGUGGCGCGGAGAGAUCGGCGGCGGCGGCAGCCCGGCUGCUGUAUGAAGCCCGUGGCCCCGGUGGCUCGGCUCUUCUCCUGGAGGUCCUCACCGAUAAUCCCCGGCGGAGCCAGCACGAUGUCCGGGUCAUCCUCACCCGUCACGGGGGAACGCUGGCAGAAGGGGCACGACACGGCUUCGAGCAGAAAGGGGUGGUACGCGUGGGGCCACGGGACCUUCGGGGCCAGCCCGUCUCUCUGGAGGCGGCACUGGAGGCAGCGCUGGAGGCCGGGGCCCAGGACGUCUGCCCGGAUGAGGAGGAGGAGGAAGAAGAAGAGCCAGCGCUGAAGGUGGGUGAGGAGAGAAGAGUUUGCCUGGUUUCAGAGCAGAUGGGGUGGUCCUCUUGAUGCCCCGGCUGCUCUUGGCCGUUGCCUGGCCACUCUUGGCCAUUUCUGACCACCCAAGACCAUCCCUGACCACCAUUGGUUGUCCCCAGCAUUCUUGACCAUCCCUGGCCUCUCUCAGCCAUCCCUUGGCCAUCCCCAACCGCCCUUGGCCGUUCCUUGACCAUCCCCAACCACCCUUGGC